Galendromus occidentalis (western predatory mite) is the source of this 12465-nucleotide messenger RNA. Its product is annotated as titin-like. The transcript has 3 exons. NCBI's taxonomy places the organism in Eukaryota, Metazoa, Arthropoda, Arachnida, Mesostigmata, Phytoseiidae. The coding region runs from base 1 to 12465 and encodes 4154 amino acids. The record is from RefSeq and is a predicted model, not a curated record.
AUGAUUGUGAAGAAAGAAAUCGAGGAGGCUCUGCCUGGGGAAGGAGAACCAUCUCCGACUGAACCCAUUAUCUCGCUCGAGGAGACACAAGCCGAGGAAAUGGUUCCCGGAAUUCCGGAAUUCAUGACCAAGAGGCUGAAACCUCGCCGGAAGCCUAGCAGGGUCUACGACGAUCGAGCACCUGAUGAUCAGUUCGUUGUACUCAGUGAGACAGACAUCGAGCUGGGCGUGGCAGAGGUGAAGGAACGAAAACUGUUGCGUAAGAAACCAUCGAAGAUUGCAAAUCAAGCGGAAGAACUUUCUCUAAUCGAGAUCAUGACUCUCCGCAAACACGAAGAUCAUCAGGACAUCAGCCUGGAAUCCAUCGGUUAUCCGGAGCUGGAUGUCUUGCAAACAAUCCCGAUCGACGUCGAUUCGCUCGGAAGACCGUCAGAAGAAAUCACGGAGCAGCGAGUCAUCUCGCAGAUCGAUGCUGAAGGCAGAAAGCGACGAAAAACCGUCAGAAAGUCCAAGAAACCAGAUGGCACCGUCUGCAAGACGGAGGAAACCACUCUCUUCACUCCCGAUGAGUGGGAAGUCCUCCCGCACACUUUCGAUCUGCAGCCUGCCGAAGAAACGGAGGAAAUUGAAUUUGAUUCCGGAAAGAUAACUAAACGGAGGAAAACUAAGAAAGUCCUCAAACCGGAUAACGUUCACUCCACCGAGAUCACAGAAAUCUGGGAGUUCAAGCCCGAACCGAAAUUCUUUGCCGUUGUAUCGCCUGCUGACGUUGGACAUCCGGAGAUGGCGGUGACUGAGACAAUGCCAGUGUCCAAGGACCUCUACGGGCGCCCGAUCCGUGAUAUUGUAGAAGAGCAUACGACCACGGAAAUCGAGCCUCUGAGGAAGACAACGACCGUCGAAAAGAAAAAGAAACGCAAAGACGGUGUAUACGAGAGAACUCUCGAUGUUCUAACCGAGGAGACUGACCAACCACAGCCUCUAGAAUUCGACCGAAUGGUUGAGGAUAACAUCGUCCUCGAUGUCGGUAGGAUCGAAAAGAAGAAAGUCAAGAAGAAGAAACCUCGAGAUGACGAAGCCCUCGAGGGGGGAGAGGUCGUGAUCGAGAGCUUGAGAUUCGUCCCAAAAAAAUCGACGCACGAUAUCAAUUUCACUUCUAUCGGAUACCCGGAUCUGGAAGUCCUGAAACCGAUGCUCGUUGAAGCCACGAGCUCGAAGAAAGACGUUGUUGAGGAGAGCACCGUAAUUUUCAUUGACAACGAUCGCAGACCGAAGAAGAGAACUAUCAAAACGACCACUACGAAAUCAGGGGUCCUCCUUCAAGACAUCGAGACGUGCGAAGUUUCACCGGAAGCGUUCGACUUGAGUCUGAUUCGACCAGGAGAAGUCAUCGACGAAACAAAACUCGCCAAGGUGGGGAAGACAAAGAAAAUGAAGAAGAGGACCUCUGAGGUGAAACCUUCGGGUGAAUCAGUCGAGAGAACUGUGACAACGACCACUGUGAUCCCACGAGAGUUUGCCUUGACCGACAUUGUUGAGGAUGUUGUUGAAGAAAUGGUCGAGGAGAUCGUGCUGCCAGAUAGGAGACUCUCCACCAUCACCACCACGACCACAAAACGGCCCGAUGGCACCGUGGAAACAGAAAUUGAGGAAGUGGUUCCUUCGGGACCAGAACCGCUCGAGGCUAUCGAGCAGGAUGAAACCAAGAUGCGUCCCAAGAAAACGAGGAAACCGAAGAAGGACAAACCUCGAGCUGAGAAGGGGCCAGUAGACGGCGUCACCACCUCUGAUGAGGGCCCGAGGAGUCAAUUCACCACUGAGGACACGAUCGAGCUCGAUACCGGCAAGAUCACGAAAAAGACAACCACGGAAACUGUUCCCGACGAGAGAGGAGGAGAACGUCCCGUUACCGUUGAGAUAACCGUCUACAAACCGAAACCAGAACACAGGUUUGUGGACGUCACUUCAAUCGGUCUCCCUGAGCUUGAGGUGAGAUCUAGAACACCCGUCGAAGUUGUGGACAGAGAAAUCACAGAACAGGUAGUGGAAGUCAAGCACUCCACAAAAGAUGGGAAGCCGGUCAAACGGAAGACAACGACGAAGAAAACGAAAAAACCUGAUGGCACCAUCGAAAUGAUUGUGAAGAAAGAAAUCGAGGAAACCUUGCCUGGGGAGCAAGAACCAUCUCCGAGUGAACCUGUUAUCUCGCAUGAAGGGGCACAACCGGAGGAAAUUGUCCCGGGAAUUCCGGAAUUCAUGACCAAGAAGCUGAAGCCUCGACGGAAGCCCACCCAAGUGUACGAAGAUCGAGCACCCGGCGAUCAAUUCGUCGUGCUCAGUGAGAGCGAAAUCACGCUCGAUGUAGCGGAUGUGAAGGAACAAAAACUUCUUCGUAACAAACCGUCAAAGAGUCCGCUCCGAGGGGAAGAACUUUCGCUCAUCGAGAUCGUGACUCUCCGUAAACACGAAGAUCAUCAGGACAUCAGCCUGGAGUCCAUCGGUUAUCCGGAGCUGGAUGUCUUGCAAACCAUUCUUAUCAACGUCGAUUCGCUCGGAAGACCGUCAGAAGAAAUCACGGAGCAGCGAGUCAUCUCGCAGAUCGAUGCUGAAGGCAGAAAGCGACGAAAAACCGUCAGAAAGUCCAAGAAACCAGAUGGCACCGUCUGUAAGACGGAGGAAACCACUCUGUUCACUCCCGACGAGUGGGAAACCCUUCCGCACACUUUCGAUCUCCAACCAGUGGAACAAAGUGAAGAUAUCGAGUUCGAUUCCGGAAAGAUAACAAAACGGAGGAAAAGUAAGAAAGUCCUCAAACCGGAUAACGUUCACUCCACCGAGAUCACGGAAAUAUGGGAAUUCAAGCCCGAACCGAAAUUCUUUGCCGUUGUAUCGCCUGCUGACGUUGGACAUCCGGAGAUGGCGGUGACUGAGACAAUGCCAGUGUCCAAGGACCUCUACGGGCGCCCGAUCCGUGAUAUUGUAGAAGAGCAUACGACCACAGAAAUCGAGCCUCUGAGGAAGACAACGACUGUCGAAACGAAGAAGAAACGCAAAGACGGUGUCUACGAGAGAACUCUCGAUGUUCUAACCGAGCAAAAUGACCAACCACAGCCUCUAGAAUUCGACCAAAUGGUUGAAGAUAACAUCGUCCUCGAUGUCGGUAGGAUCGAAAAGAAGAAAGUCAAAAAGAAGAAACCUCGAGAUGACGAAGCCCUCGAGGAGGUAGAGGUCGUGAUCGAGAGCUUGAAAUUCGUUCCGAAAAAAUCGACGCACGAUAUCAAUUUCACUUCUAUCGGAUACCCCGAUCUGGAAGUCCUGAAACCGAUGCUCGUUGAAGCCACGAGCUCGAAGAAAGACGUUGUCGAGGAGAGCACCGUCAUUUUCAUUGACAACGAUCGCAGACCGAAGAAGAGAACUAUCAAAACGACCGCUACGAGAUCAGGAGUCCUCCUUCAAGACAUCGAGACGUGCGAAGUUUCACCGGAAACGUUCGACUUGAGUCUGAUUCGACCAGGAGAAGUCAUCGACGAAACAAAACUCGCCAAGGUGGGGAAGACAAAGAAAACGAAGAAGAGGACCUCUGAGGUGAAACCUUCGGGUGAAUCAGUCGAGAGAACUGUGACAACGACCACUGUGACCCCACGAGAGUUUGCCUUGACCGAAAUUGUUGAGGAUGUUGUUGAAGAAAUGGUCGAGGAGAUCGUGCUGCCAGAUGGGAGACUCUCUACCAUCACCACCACGACCACAAAACGGCCCGAUGGCACCGAGGAAACGGAAAUUGAGGAAGUGGUUCCGUCGGGACCAAAAUCGCUCGAGGCUAUCGAGCAGGAUGAAAUCAAAACGCGUCCCAAGAAAACGAGGAAACCGAAAAAGGUCAAACCUCGAGCUGAGAGAGGGCCAGUAGACGGCGUCACCACCUCCGAUGAGGGCCCGAGGAGUCAAUUCACCACUGAGGACACGAUCGAGCUCGAAACCGGCAAGAUCACUAAGAAAACAGUCAUGGAGACUAUUGAUAGCGUAGAUGGGCUCUCGAGUCCCGUGACCGUGGAAAUAACUGUUUACGAGCCGAAACCAGAGCACCGGCACGUAAAUGUUUCCUCCAUUGGCUACCCCGAGCUGGAGCUCAGGAGCAGUGCUUCAGUUGAAAUUCUCGAUCGAGAACUGACGGAAGAGAUCGUCGAAGUGAAACAGACGACGAAAGACGGGAAACCAGUUAGGGAGAAGACUACGACAAACAGGUCUAAAAAGCCCGACGGGACAGUCGAGAUGAUCGUGACGAAAGAGAUCAAAGAAUCGACUCCUGAACACCCGGAACCGUCGAUUCUGAAAACGACGCUCGAUGAGAUGCGUUCUGGAGAUUAUGUCCCGGAGGCUCCCGGCUCAGCGAUAGAGAGGCCUAAGAUUUCUGGUGAGCUUCCUCAAUUGAGCCAGGAUGAAACCCCCGAUGAGCAGCUUGUGCUCGUCGCAGAAACUCGCAUGAAAUUCGAAGACGUGGAUGUCACGGAGCAGAAGAUAAUCCGUAAGAAGCCGUCAGAUGGCUCGCGGAGACCGACAGAACUCUCCCUGGUUGAGAUCGUGACGCUGCGCAAACGCGAAGAAGGCCAGAAAAUUUCCCUGGAGUCCAUGGGCUAUCCCGAGCUCGAAGUUCUCCACACCUUACCGAUGAGCGUCGAAUCGAUCGCGAGAGCGGCAGAAGAAAUACGUGAGGAGCGAUUCGUGUCUCAGAUCGAUGCUGAGGGAAAACCUCGAACGAAGACGAUCAAGAAGUCCAGGAAACCCGAUGGGACUGUUUCGAAAAUCGAAGAGACCACGCUCUAUUCUGCGGACGAAUGGGAACUCCUGCCGCGGACAUUCAGUCUUCGACCGAUCGAGCAGACAGAAGAGAUCGUAUUCGAUGCCGGCAAAGUCAAGAAACAAAAGAAAACCAAGCGAGUUCCCCGACCCGAGGGUGUGGAAUGCUUUGAGACUUCGGAAAUCUGGAAGUUCAAACCCGAUUUGAACUUCUUUUCCGUAGUGACCCCGGAAACCGCCGGGCUCCCCGAAAUGACCGUCCUUGGAGCAGCUCCGGUUGCAACGGACCAGUACGGACAACCAUCAUCGUUCGAAUUCAAAGUCGAGGAGAACAUCGAGCUCGACGCGGGCCGAGUGGAGAAGGUGAAGAAGAGAUUACCACGUAAGGAUGCGCUCACCGAUAAGGACGUCGAAGUCAUUGUAGAAACUCUAAAAUUCAUACCGAAGGAAGAUGCUCUCGCAAUCGACCUCUCAUCGAUCGGCUAUCCUGAGCUAGAGGUCUUGAAACCAUGUCUCAUUGAGGCCAAGAGUACCGAAAAAGACGUCGUGAGGGAGAGUACCGCCAUCUUCGUGGACAUCGAUGCAAAGCUCAAGAGGAAAACCGUGAAAUCCACAGCCACGAAAUCUGGUGUUCUUCUCCAAGAGAGUGAAAUUUCCGAAGACGUUCCCGAGACGUACGAUCUGACCACUGUCAACGUCGGGGAUGUAAUCGAAGAGGUCACUGUUGAUGAGAAGUCGACGACAAAGCGGAAACGAAAAACUUUUACCGAGACUGCCCCGACCGGUGAGGGAAUCGAGAGGUCGCACACGGUCGUCACCGUAACUCCUCACGAAUACGUUCUGUCUGACGCUCCUCGGCGCACAGAAGAGACGACUCUACAAAAACGGGUUCUGCCCGAUAGAAGGCUUUCGACCAUCACGACUCGGACUGUCGACCGAGGAGACGGUGUUGAGGAAAGCAUUGUCGAGGAGACCGUGACUGCGUUGCCGAGAGAGGAUAUAUUUGACGAGCCUUUCACCGUGAGCACGAGUGAGAAAACCGUUGUGCUAGAAUCAGGCGAACUGAAGAGGUCGGCAUCAGUGAUGGAGAUUCCGCGGGAUGACGGCUCCACCGAGAAUGUCGUUAUCGAUAUCACAAAGUACGAGCCGAAACCGGAAUAUCGCGAUGUGACCCUGUCGUCGAUUGGGUAUCCUGAGCUAGAACCUCUGCUCCGGACGCCGAUCGAGCUUUUCUUGGAAGAAGUCACUGAGCAAAUGGUAGAAACCAAGAGGUCUGUUGACAGAGGCAAGCCGAUUGUCCAGAAAGUCUUCAAGAAGAAGACUAAGAGGCCGGAUGGAAGAGUCGAAAUCAUUGAAGAGACACGCACGAUCGAACAACCACAACCGGAAGUUGGAACUCUCCCCGGAGACUCUGAUUCCCCAGGGGGAAUUCUGGAUGAUCAAGUCGGCAGGUACAGCGAAUAUUUGCCUGGAUCCGGGGAUGUAGGCAGUGGGGAUCAGUUCAUGCCGAUUUCUAAGCGUGAAAUCACGCUUCCGGGAGCCGAAAUCGAGAAAUGUAAAAUCGUUCGUAAGAAGAAACCAAAGACUCCUCGAGAGAAGGAAGAGCUGUCCGUGAUAGAGGUUUCGAUCUUACGGCGACAGGCGCAGCCUCACGGUGUAGAAAUUGAAUCUUUCGGUUAUCCCGACUUCGAUGUUCUACAAACGAUACCCGUCGAAGUUGACUCUUCCGGAAGGCCAAUCGAAGAGCGGACGGAAACGAGAUCCAUCAUCCGCGUCGAUGCCAAAGGUCGGCCGCAGAGGAAAACGAUAAAGAAAAUCAGAAAAACGGACGGUACCGUUUCGAGAGUCGAGGAAAAAAUCGUGUCCGACCUUGAUGAUAUCAAGAGUGAGUCGCCGAUUCCUGAUUCAGUCGAACCGCUUGAAGAGACUGAAGAAAUCCGAUUUGACUCCGGAAAAAUCACCAAGCGUCGAACAUCCAAACGAGUCGUGAAACCUGACGACUCGAGCGUCGUCGAGACGACCGAAGUCGUAGAAUUCAAACCCGAGGCCAAGUUCUUUUCAGUGGUAAGUCCGGAAAGCGUCGGAUUACCAGAGCUGGCCGUGGCCGAAUCUCCACUGGUACCCCGGGACCACUUCGGACGACCCGUCCGCGAUUCCGUGGAAGAAUACUCCACCGUUGAGACAGAGCCCGGGAGGAAAGUUAUUCGGGUGAUUAAAAAGAAAAAACGUAAGGAUGGAGUAUAUGAGAGAACACUUAAUGUUUCGACUGAGGAGAAGCCGGGUGACUCUUUUCCCGAUAGGACGGUUGAAGAGAGCGUCACGCUCGACGUCGGAAAAAUUGAACGGACGAAAACUAAAAAGAAGGUGCCACGUGAUGAGACGCCUCUCGAGCUGGCCGAUAUCACAGUUGAAUCCUUGAAAUUUGUUCCUAAGAAAUCCAUAGAAACGUUCAAUUUCGAUUCAAUGGGUUAUCCUGAGCUUGAAGUUCUCAAGCCCAUGCAGAUCGAAGCUACUAGCCGUAGAAAAGAUGUCGCAGAGGAGAUUUGCACCAUUUUCGUGGAUUCCGUCGACCGGAAACCGAAGAAGAAAGUAACUAAAACGAGAGCUACUAAAGAAGGAGUAAUUUAUCAAGAGAUUGAGACAUCUGAAUUGAUACCCGAAACAUUUGAUCUGAGAGACAGCAAACCUGGUGAUGUUAUCGAUGAGACAAUCGUGGCCGAGAAGCAGACGUCAAGGAGGAGCAAGAAGAAGACCACCGAGAUCUCACCGUCGGGAGUCGUCAUAGAGCGGACUCUUACAAUGUCUACCGUGACUCCUCACGAGUUCAAUCUGACCGGCCCCGAGCUCGCCACUGUGGACGAGACGGUUGAAGAGACCAUCCUCCCCGACAACCGGGUCUUGACGACAAGGACGACCGUGACUAAACGAGCAGACGGCGUAGUGGAAACCAGGAAGGAAGAAAUCCUGCCGGCUCGACCGGACUCCUCCGAGCCUGAUCCAUCCACCCGGGGUGGGGAAACUCCGGAAAAGAAGAGGGGAGAAAUUAGGGAGGGAAGUCCCCGCCGAGAAACCCCGCUUCCCGGAACUCGUUCACAGCUCGUUCCGGAAGACUGUCCACCAUCGACUACGACUGAGGAACAAAUAGAGCUUAAGACUGGAAAGAUCACCAAAAAGCUCAUCACUCCAUCUGAGUCUGAAGAAGAUGGAGUUCACCGACCAGUAACUGUGGAAGUCACGAUAUACGAGCCUAAGCCAGAACAUAGAUACGUAGACGUCUCGUCCAUCGGCUUCCCUGAUCUCGAGCUCAGAUCGAAGGUGCCUGUCGAAGUUCUCCAACAGGAAGUCGAGGAGCGCGAAGUACAGUUGAAGCAUCUCACCGUAGACGGGAAAGCGCUCAAGCAGAAAACGACGACGGCGAAGAAGAAAAAACCAGACGGAACGAUCGAAGUUAUUGUAUCGAAGGAAAUCAUCGAGGGUGUCCCAGAGGAGACCGAACCAACUUCGGUCGGAUCUGCUGACGCUAAUCGAGGGGCCCGAGUCGUUGAAACCGUCCCGGACACUCCAGAAUUCCUCACCAAGAAAUUGAAACCCUGCCGGAAGCCUAGCAGGGUCUCCGAAGAUCGAGCACCUGAUGAUCAGUUCGUUGAACUCAGUGAGUCUGACAUCGAGCUGGGCGUGGCAGAGGUUAAAGAACAAAAACUGCUGCGUAAAAAACCGUCAAAGAGUCCGCUGCGAGCGGAAGAACUCUCGCUAAUCGAGAUCGUGACUCUCCGUAAACACGACGAUCAUCAGGACAUCAGCCUGGAAUCCAUCGGUUAUCCGGAGCUGGAUGUCUUGCAAACGAUUCCGAUCAACGUCGAUUCGCUCGGAAGACCGUCAGAAGAAAUCACGGAGCGGCGAGUCAUCUCGCAGAUCGAUGCUGACGGCAGAAAGCGACAGAAAACCGUCAGAAAGUCCAAGAAACCGGAUGGUACCGUCUGUAAGACGGAGGAAACCUCUCUCUUCACUCCCGAUGAGUGGGAAGUCCUCCCGCACACUUUCGAUCUCCAACCAGUGGAACAAAGUGAAGAUAUCGAGUUUGAUUCCGGAAAGAUAACAAAAAGGAGGAAAACUAAGAAAGUCCUCAAACCGGAUAACGUUCACUCCACCGAGAUCACAGAAAUCUGGGAAUUCAAGCCCGAACCGAAAUUCUUUGCCGUUGUAUCGCCCGCUGACGUUGGACAUCCGGAGAUGGCGGUGACUGAGACAAUGCCAGUGUCCAAGGACCUGUACGAUCGCCCGAUCCGUGAUAUUGUAGAAGAGCAUACGACCACGGAAAUCGAGCCUCUGAGGAAGACAACGACUGUCGAAACGAAAAAGAAACGCAAAGACGGUGUCUACGAGAGAACUCUCAAUGUUCUGACCGAGCAAAAUGACCAACCACAGCCUCUAGAAUUCGACCAAAUGGUUGAAGAUAACAUCGUCCUCGAUGUCGAUGACGAAGCCCUCGAGGAGGUAGAGGUCGUGAUCGAGAGCUUGAAAUUCGUUCCGAAAAAAUCGACGCACGAUAUCAAUUUCACUUCUAUCGGAUACCCCGAUCUGGAAGUCCUGAAACCGAUGCUCGUUGAAGCCACGAGCUCGAAAAAAGACGUUGUCGAGGAGAGCACCGUCAUUUUCAUUGACAACGAUCGCAGACCGAAGAAGAGAACUAUCAAAACGACCGCUACGAAAUCAGGAGUCCUCGUACGAGACAUCGAGACGUGCGAAGUUUCUCCGGAAACGUUCGACUUGAGUCUGAUUCGACCAGGAGAAGUCAUCGACGAAACAACUCUCGCUAAGGUGGGGAAGACAAAGAAAAUGAAGAAGAGGACCUCUGAGGUGAAACCUUCGGGUGAAUCAGUCGAGAGAACUGUGACAACGACCACUGUGACCCCACGAGAGUUUGCCGUGACCGACAUUGUUGAGGAUGUUGUUGAAGAAAUGGUCGAGGAGAUCGUGCUGCCAGAUGGGAGACUCUCCACCAUCACCACAACGACCACGAAACGGCCCGAUGGCACCGUGGAAACAGAAAUUGAGGAAGUGGUUCCGUCGGGACCAGAACCGCUCGAGGCUAUCGAGCAGGAUGAAAUCAAGACGCGUUCCAAGAAAACGAGGAAGCCGAAGAAGGACAAACCUCGAGCUGAGGAGGGGUCAGUAGACGGCGUCACCACCUCCGAUGAGGGUCCGAAGAGUCAAUUCACUACAGAGGACACGAUCGAGCUCGAAACCGGCAAGAUCACAAGAAAGACAACCACGGAAACUGUUCCCGACGAGAGAGGAGGAGAAAGUCCCGUUACCGUUGAGAUAACCGUCUACAAACCGAAACCAGAACACAGGUUUGUGGACGUCUCCUCUAUUGGUUUGCCUGAGCUUGAGGUGAGAUCCAGAACACCCUUCGAAGUUGUGGACAGAGAAAUCACAGAACAGGUAGUGGAAGUCAAGCACUCCACGAAAGAUGGGAAGCCGGUCAAACGGAAGACAACGACGAAGAAAACGAAAAAACCUGAUGGCACCAUCGAAAUGAUUGUGACAAAAGAAAUCGAGGAAACCUUGCCUGGGGAACAAGAGCCAUCUCCGACUGAGCCUGUUAUCUCGCAUGGAGGGGCACAAGUGGAGGAAAUGGUCCCUGGAAUUCCAGAGUUCAUGACCAAGCGGCUGAAACCUCGCGGGAAGCCUAGCAGGAUCUACGACGAUCGAGCACCUGAUGAUCAGUUCGUUGUACUCAGUGAGACAGACAUCGAGCUGGGCGUGGCAGAGGUGAAGAAACGAAAACUGUUGCGGAAGAAACCAUCGAAUAUUGCAAAUCGAGGGGAAGAACUUUCUCUAAUCGAGAUCACGACUCUCCGCAAACACGACGAUCAUCAGGACAUCAGCCUGGAAUCCAUCGGUUAUCCGGAGCUGGAUGUCUUGCAAACAAUUCCGAUCAACGUCGAUUCGCUCGGAAGACCGUCAGAAGAAAUCACGGAGCAGCGAGUCAUCUCGCAGAUCGAUGCUGAAUGCAGAAAGCGACGAAAAACCGUCAGAAAGUCCAAGAAACCUUAUGGCACCGUCUGUAAGACGGAGGAAACCACUCUCUUCACUCCCGAUGAGUGGGAAACCCUUCCGCACACUUUUGAUCUCCAACCAGUGGAACAAAGUGAAGAUGUCGAGUUUGAUUCCGGCAAGAUAACACAACGGAGGAAAACUAAGAAAGUCCUCAAACCGGAUCACGUUCACUCCACCGAGAUCACAGAAAAAUGGGAAUUCAAGCCCGAACCGAAAUUCUUCGCCGUUGUAUCGCCCGCUGACGUUGGACAUCCGGAGAUGGCGGUGACUGAGACAAUGCCAGUGUCCAAGGACCUCUACGGGCGCCCGAUCCGUGAUAUUGUAGAAGAGCAUACGACCACGGAAAUCGAGCCUCUGAGGAAGACAACGACCGUCGAAACGAAAAAGAAGCGCAAAGACGGUGUAUACGAGAGAACUCUCGAUGUUCUUACCGAGGAGACUGACCAACCACAGCCUCUAGAAUUCGACCAAAUAGUUGAGGAUAACAUCGUCCUCGAUGUCGGUAGGAUCGAGAAGAAGAAAGUCAAAAAGAAGAAACCUCGAGAUGACGAAGCCCUCGAGGAGGUAGAGGUCGUGAUCGAGAGCUUGAAAUUCGUUCCGAAAAAAUCGACGCACGAUAUUAAUUUCACUUCUAUCGGAUACCCCGAUCUGGAAGUCCUGAAACCGAUGCUCGUUGAAGCCACGAGCUCGAAGAAAGACGUUGUCGAGGAGAGCACCGUCAUUUUCAUUGACAACGAUCGCAGACCGAAGAAAAGAACUGUCAAAACGACCGCUACGAAAUCAGGGGUCCUCCUUCAAGACAUCGAGACGUGCGAUGUUUCACCGGAAUCGUUCGACUUGAGUCUGAUUCGACCAGGAGAAGUCAUCGACGAAACAAAACUCGCCAAGGCCGGAAAGACCAAGAAAACAAAGAAGAGGACCUCUGAGGUGAAACCUUCGGGUGAAUCAGUCGAGAGAACUGUGACGACGACCACUGUGACCCCACGAGAGUUUGCCGUCACCGAAAUUGUUGAGGAUGUUGUUGAAGAAAUAGUCGAGGAGAUCGUGCUGCCAGAUGGGAGACUCUCCACUAUCACCACCACGACCACAAAACGGCCCGAUGGCACCGUGGAGACAGAAAUUGAGGAAGUGGUCCCGUCGGGACCAGAACCGCUCGAGGCUAUCGAGCAGGAUGAAAUCAAGACGCGUCCCAAGAAAACGAGGAAGCCGAAGAAGGACAAACCUCGAGCUGAGAAGGGGCCAGUAGACGGCGUCACCCCCUCCGAUGAGGGUUCGAAGAGUCAAUUCACUGCAGAGGACACGAUCGAGCUCGAAACCGGCAAGAUCACAAAAGAGACAACCACGGAAACUGUUCCCGACGAGAGAGGAGGAGAACGUCCCGUUACCGUUGAGAUGACCGUCUACAAACCGAAACCAGAACACAGGUUUGUGGACGUCUCGUCUAUCGGUUACCCUGAGCUUGAGGUGAGAUCCAGAACACCAUUCGAAGUUGUGGACAGAGAAAUCACAGAACAGGUAGUGGAAGUCAAGCACUCCACGAAAGAUGGGAAGCCGGUCAAACGGAAGACAACGACAAAGAAAACGAAAAACCUGAUGGCACCAUCGAAAUGA